UCUCACCCAGAGGUCUUGCCUUUGAAGAACAACUUGUACUCUUAAAUGUGUAAAAAUAUUCAGUAUUAUGUUUUAUUCUGCAUAAUAAAAAUUUCUCCUUUCCCCUCCAACAGAAUGUACAUUACUUGGGUGCUGAUAUAAAUGAUUCGCAGCUACAAGGUGCACAUGAAAACAUUAAGGCUGCAGGCUUGAUGGAUAAAAUUGAGUUACUUAAAGCAUCUGUCAUAGCAUUGCCCUUACCUUCAGAAAGUGUUGAUGUUGUGAUUUCGGACAUUCCAUUUGGGAAAAAGUUCAAGAUAACAAAAGACAUAAAGCUUCUACCAAAUAUUCUUCGAGAAAUGGAAAGAGUGCUUCAUGUUGGAGGGACACUUGUAUUACUUGUGAGUCAAGAUCUCCACAAGCACAUGGGUGGCUGUAUUAGCAAUUGUGUUGAAAAUGACACAUCUUUGAACGCCACCAUUGACAACAAGAAUGGAGCUGGUGUGGUGAAAGACUUGAAUCCCAAAGAGAAAAAUGGGAGUCCAAGAAGUAUUUCCUCUUCAAUUAAAGUUGUAGAAACUGAACACUUCAACAAUAACAUUACAUGCUUUGGGUCUUUGGCAGCAGUAGAAUCCUAUGGAGUUAGCCUUGGAAAAACAGAUGCUUUCAUAUACAAAUAUAGGAAGAUACCUGGUGCUGGAAUGCAGUAGAAUUCUGAAAGUGAACAUGGAUCUUAUUUGAAAGUAUAUUGCACUGAAACAACUGAACCAUGUUGGUCCUAAUUUGGGGCCAUAUUGUGCAACUGGUAAGCAAAUUUAUUUGGACAACUUUACAGCAUUCCUUCCCCCCCCCCCCCCCCCAUCUACUGCUUUCUUUGCUAAAGAAUUCAGUAGUCACAAGAUGGUGGAGACAGUCCUCCAACAAUGUUAAGUUGGCCACAAUAAAAUACUGAAAUGAGGCCAAAUCCUGAGGUCCUUACUCAAGCAAAGCAUCCAUUUACUUAAUGAGUAAAAACUGAGCAAGGGUCUCAUGGUUUGGUCCAUACUCUUCUAGGAGUGAUUUGUAUAGGAUUUAACUUGCUGCCACUGUGGGUUUGCUUUCCUAAACAUUUACCUAGUUAGAAUAGGAAACACAUGCACUGUGCCAGAUCUAUUGAUUGUAUAUCAAUUAGUAAUAUUAUUUAGUUUCCCCAAAUAGCACUGAAAUUUGAUAGGUUCUUGUACCAAGAUCAGGCAAAGUAUUAUCAGAACUCCUGUUCAGUUGGGAGCCUGAAGGUGCAUGGUUGCAACACUCACACUUAGGAAAUCACACUGUAUUUAUAAUAAUUUUAUUAAUACAGUUAGCAAAGUCACGAACACUCUAAACCCUGCGAGGCAGGUAGAGAGAGUACAGAAUGUGCUGAGAAUCCAGAUACUUACACCAUCCCGUGCAAAACAACCUGCAGUGUUAGUUAUCUUCCCCAUCACCAUCAGUCGUCAUCUUGGCAUCUCUGAAGGCACCCAGGGUGGGAUACAACUUAUUAUAAUGUGUUACACUUAUGCCACCAUGCGCAAUGCAAUACUCAGAUGGGGUUUCAGGCCCUUUUCAUUAUUUGUAGUGCCCGAUACUGAUGUCCUUACUAGAGCCAGUCUGCCGUCAGUUCACACAUUGCUGAUGAGAGCCCAGACCAGGU
Molecule: messenger RNA, 1651 nt
Organism: Terrapene triunguis (Three-toed box turtle)
Lineage: Eukaryota; Metazoa; Chordata; Testudines; Emydidae
Product: THUMP domain-containing protein 2-like
Exons: 3
Coding region: 192-689 (165 amino acids)
Biological process (GO): tRNA methylation
Molecular function (GO): tRNA (guanine) methyltransferase activity
Source: RefSeq, a predicted model, not a curated record